This is a messenger RNA of Nicotiana tabacum (common tobacco), 4027 nucleotides long. RefSeq names its product U11/U12 small nuclear ribonucleoprotein 48 kDa protein. NCBI's taxonomy places the organism in Eukaryota, Viridiplantae, Streptophyta, Magnoliopsida, Solanales, Solanaceae. The record is from RefSeq and is a predicted model, not a curated record.
AAAUAAACUCGGACAUAUUUGCCGUCUCAAAACUCGAAACUCAAAAUCUCCGGCAAGAGCGAUAAAGACAACAAAUGAAUCCAUUUCCUCCGCCGCCACCACUACCACCCCCACCGUCCUCCACCUUUCCGCCGCCGCCGCCACCACCAUACUUUCACCAGUCCACCCCUACUCCUACUCCCACCACUACUCCUCCUGCAUACGAUCUUCGCACUGCUCUCUCAACCCUCACGUCUCUCCUCAGUCUCUCAUCAACCACUCUCCACUCUCUCUCUUCCCUUCUCCCCACCCCGCUCUCCCCCUCUCAAAUCCUAAACCCAUGCCCUUUCAAUCUCAACCAUCAUCUCCCCCUUUCUUCUCUCUUCUCUCACUCCCUUCAUUGCCCAACACCUAUUCCCUCCAAUCACAUCGAAACCCUAACCCAAAACCUCAAAUACCCCGACACCCUUCAGUCCUCCUCAAAUCCCAACCCCUUUACUUUACCUUUACACGAUUCACAAUCUGACCUUUGCUUCUCUCUCGAAACAUACCUUGAUUUUGAUACUGAAAAUCCCACUUCCUUCUAUUCUGAUUGUCCUGGUGUUGUUUCUUUCCCCAUUAAAGGUGAAAAUGCUGCUCCUCCAAUGCUCACUUUGCCUGCUGUUUUAUCUUCAGAAUGUGCUAAUUUUGGUAAAAAUUUGAUGUCGUUUUCAAAUGAAUCGAUCAGGUUUCUUCCUUCGGAGUUAUAUGCAAUUAUGAAUGAAACUAAUUGUUGGAGUGAUUUUCCAUUUAUGUAUUCAUAUCGCGUUCUUCGUGUGAUUUUGGGAUUAGGGAUGAGCAGUGUCGAGUGUUUGUCUACAUGGGUAGUAGCUAAUUCGGGUAGGUGUUAUCGUAUUGUGCUCGAUUUAGCAAUGAGGGAUCAUAUGCUUGUUCUGUUUAAGCUUUGUUUGAAGGCUAUUAUUAGGGAAGCUAUUGAUUUAGCUAGUACAUUUUACAAUGAAGAAGCUGAGGGAUCGGAUUUGAGUGGACGGAGUUUUAAGUGUCCGGUACUAGUUCAGGUUUUGAUGUGGUUAGCAACCCAGCUUUCUGUGUUGUAUGGGGAAACGAAUGGGAAAUUAUUUGCUAUCAAUAUGCUGAAGCAAUGUAUCUGUGAUUGGGCAUUUAGUUCUUGUAUGUUCAAUGAAUCUACUGAUACGAAAAGAGGGGAUGGAAAUGUUGAAGAGUCACAGGAAAGUGGUGAGCCACUUAAAAGUAGGAUAGAGAAUGAGGGGACAAAUAUAUCAGAUGAAGCACUCUGUAAAAGCCCGAUUUUUGUUUCCCAAGUUGCAGCAGCUGUUGCAGCGUUGCAUGAACGAUCUAUGCUUGAAGAAAAUCUCAAAGCACUGAGGAAUUUACCAUCACUUCCAGCUUACCAACGAUCGAUGGAGCACUCUUACAUUUCAAAUAAAGCAGACGAGGAACGGCAAAAACGCCCUAAUUACAGAGCUCUGCUUGAACAUGAUGGAUUUCUCUGGCAGCAUUCGCGAAAUAAUCAGGACACAAAUAGAACAAAGACUAGAGAGGAAUUAUUAGCUGAGGAAAGGGAUUACAAACGUAGAAGAAUGUCAUAUCGUGGAAAAAAGUUGAAACGGUCAACAACACAGGUUAUGAGGGAUAUAAUUGAGGAAUACAUGGAGGAAAUCAGGCAAGCAGGUGCCAUCAAUUGCCCAACAAAAGGAGCUGAAGAGUCCAAACUUCCACUUUCUGCAACUUACAGAACGGAUACAUCUUAUAUGGAUAAAGCUGAGUUUGGAAAGAGGCAGCUGAAUUCAUCUGCUUUAAGCAAAGGAAGGGAAGGUGGUUAUGGGAAAGAGUUUCAUACUGAUGGAGAAGUCCAUUCAGCAGAAUUCAAAGAUGAUUAUUCUGCAAAUAUGGAAAGAGGAUCUCGGUCGCAUCAUCGACUUUUAGUGGCAGAGAGAAGUAAUGGGAGGUCCAGACAGGACCCAAAAGAUUACUCUAGAAGCCCAAAUCAGCGAGAGGGUAGUGCCUACUCACGUGAAUCAACAAUCACCCAAGAGAAGAGAGACUAUUCCAAAGAUUCUAGAGAUAAUUUUUCCAGAAGCUCCAGCAGAAGCUACCACAAAUCACAUGAGAAAAGUAGUUCAUGUAGGGAAAGAAGUGAUCGUAAUUCUGACAUCAAGAAACGGAAGACAAGGGAUGCUUCUGUUGAUUUUGAUGACCGAUAUGAUCCAUCAAAAUCUUAGAAGAACUUUGAGAAAAUGUCUGAGUGUUGCAGCUACUUCAAGCAGUCGGGCUAAUCUGGAGAUGUGUUGACAUUGGGACGGUAUCACCUUCAGAAUUUCCUGCGACUGGUUCUUUUUGUGUCUACUGGUCAAAUCGACUAGUAGGAAGUCAUGCAGGUGUCUGCAGUCUAUCCUCUUCUGUAUCCUUCCAUGUAUCCUUUAUAUUAAUUCUUUUUGACAUUGUCUUCUUAGCUUUACUAUUGUUCUUCCUUCUUCCCCCACACAAAGAAAUGAAUUCUCUCUUGGAUUUUCAAGGGGGCUUAGUUUUAUGGCUAGAGAACCAGUGGUAACGUUCUUCCUGUGCACAUCAUAUAGUAAGUUAGUUUUAUUUGUCAUAAUGCUGGCUAUAACUUGACCUAAAUUGUAAUUAUUUGUUGCGGAGUUCCUUUUUCUUUCUGAGCACAAUUGUGCAUAGCUCUAAUGCUUAAACUUUUGGUUUGCUUGAUUGUGGCUUCAGUGUACAAGCGUAAACACAAUUUAUUAAGGAAAUAUUUGCUUGGUUCACAACUGGGUGAAGUAUCUGGUUCUUGGGGCCUCAAAACAUAGCUUCAAGCAUGUUGAAGAUCCAGUUAUGAGAUUUGCUUGUAUAACUGUUCAGUACUAUACAGGAAUAUUGCAUAGUACUAUGGUAGCAAUAUUUUUUAACUUUACAUAUGGGUAAGUAUCAUGUAUACUAGUCAUAUUACGGAGGACAUACUGGGUAGAAGACUAUGCUUGAUGCAGCUUCAGGUGUAGUAGACCUUUCUAGUUGCAAUCUUAUUGUUUUUGUACUUUCAAUGGUAGACUUGGAAAGUGGGGCAGUCACACCCAAUCUAAUUGUUUUUUGUAGUUUUAAUGGCAGAACUCAGAACACACAUCAAAAGAUGGAUUCUUGUAGAUAGUCAAUAGUAACACACAGCUGAAGCCUUCAGCAUCUCUUAAUCAGUUGUAGUUGUUUUAGACAGGUCUUAUAGGAUUCAUAAGUUAAUGGUACCUGAAUUCUGCGAGUUAGAAGAAACUAGUUUUUUUCUUUUAGGAAUCUUUACCUGUUGAUGAAUAAGUGUUGAAUAAAAAAGCAUUUCAAGAAUGAGAUCAAGAUGCUGAUGCAUGUUCGACUGCUGUAUAUAUUCUUGCUUUGUUUAAUUGUAAAUCGAUGUACUUGUCAAAUAAAAAAAUAUAUUGUGCGUCGAUUUACAAGUAUAAACACAAUUUAAUUUAAGUUUGUCUUAGUUCACAUGGUUGGUUCACAUCUAGUUAACAGGCUUAUGUCUGUUGAAGAUGACAUCAAAUAUUAUAAAGGAUAUUACACAAGUUUCAUGGUUGCAGUGUUUUUUGCUAAAUGCAUAUGGGCAAGUAUCGUGUACAUCAGAUAUGUUGCAGAAGGUUCUAGGUAGAAAAUAUUCACCUGAUACUGGUUCAGGUGUAGAGUUUUCAUGUUGCUAUCUAAAUGUUUUUGUACUUCAAAUUGCAGACUUAGAAAGUGGCGGAAACAACAAAAGAUGGAUUUCCUGAAGAAGUCAUUAAACUAAGGCCCAACUGUAGCCUUGGGAGCUUGAAGUAUUUCCUAAUUAGUUUACAAAGGAUUUAGUGGAUACCAAAAUUAGGCAUUAUUCCUAGUAUACAAUUUAAAUGCCUUGGGAUCAUUCAUUUACACACGAAAAUAUGUUCCUUGUUUAGUAUGUACGUUUGCCUACCAAUUGCAUCGAUUAUUUUGACAUGUAUCUUCCAAGUUUGUAUCUGUUACUUUAUACGGGCUGUUGCUUUAUAUAUCAUAUUCAUUGGAGUCC